Coregonus sp. 'balchen' is the source of this 1471-nucleotide messenger RNA. The record is from the annotation of a GenBank genome assembly. Lineage: Eukaryota; Metazoa; Chordata; Actinopteri; Salmoniformes; Salmonidae.
AACAUUUCCGCAUUGACGGCAUGCAUGUAGAGUAGCUAGCUAGUAACUUGUUUCGCCUUAUAAAAGCUUUACUAACAUUACAUUUCUGUGUAACCUGUUGAUAAAGGUAGCUGCAAUGAACAGUAAAGGUAUUAAGGCGAUAUUGCUUGACUUGGACAACACGCUCAUUGACACAGCGGGUGCCGGUGGAGUUGCCAUUCAAAAAGUGAGUUGUCCGGCCGUUUCAUGACAUUACUUUAUUUUUUUAUUUUUUAUUGUCGAUUAACGUAGGCAUACAGAUACUUGAUAAAAUAGUCCUUUGGUUUGUUCAAAACAUUCCCUGGGUUUUUUGGUACACAUAUUACAACCAGCAUUGAUUUCCUUAUUUCCCAGGUCACGGAGCUCUUGAAGACAUUAGGCCAUGAACACAUCAUUGACAUUUGUGACAGAUUUAAGCACAAGCUCUCUCACGAGACCUUUGACCCAGCUGGUGGUAGGACAAUAGAUGAGGUGCGGAUCGGUCACUGGGAGGAGAGCAUCCAGGAGGUUAUGGGUGGGAGGCCCAGCUCCAACCCCACCCUUGCCAGUGAGUGCUACUACCAGUGGAAGAACACUCGCCUGGAGCUUCUAACCAUAACACCUCCUGUACUUACCCUGCUGAAGCAGCUGAGGACCAGCCACAAACUGCUGCUGCUGACCAAUGGAGAGACCCAGACACAGAGGGAGAAGAUAGUGGCGUUGGGGUGUCAGGGGCUGUUUGAUGCUGUGGUGAUGGGGGGAGAGCAUGCAGAAGAGAAGCCAGCCCGCUCCAUCUUCACCCAUUGUUUUGGCCUGCUGGGGGUGCAGGCUCACGACUGUGUUAUGGUGGGUGACUCCCUGGACACAGACAUUGUUGGGGGGUUUAAUGCAGGGGUUAGAGCCACGGUGUGGAUUAAUAACGGAGGGGUGUGUCCACCUGAGGGAUCUGUCAAACCAGACUACACCAUUCCCUCUGUGCUGGACUUACCUGAGGUGCUGGCCAAGUUGAAAUGAAACUACAGGGAACAAUGUCUAAACCAAUCACAUGAAGAUUGUUUCCAAAGGCCUGAGUUAAUGAAAACAGGGGUUUCUUGUAAAAGGGAUUGUAAAAAUCAAAAUCAGCUUAUUUUCUUUCAUAUUUGAUCUGGAUGAAAGACAAAUUACUUAACAGCAACAAACAUUAUUUUCUUACCUACCAAAUUAUGUUUAAUUGUUUCUCUACUCUCUAAUGCAGACAUUUAUAAUAAUUCUGUCAUAUUUUAUGUUAUCUGUUGGGUGUACAUUAGACAAAGUUGAUUAAUGUGACCAGUAGGGAAAAUGAGUUUUGACAUUUAGACUUAACUAGAAGUCGGAAUGACAAUCAAGACGCAUUCAAGUUGAUCAGUUGUUUCUGACAUAACCAGCACCUUGAACAAGACACUGCUGUGCACAGGGCUUCUGCUUCUUAUUUCGAGUAAACUAUAUGUAAUACCUA